Molecule: messenger RNA, 1050 nt
Organism: Lithohypha guttulata
Lineage: Eukaryota; Fungi; Ascomycota; Eurotiomycetes; Chaetothyriales; Trichomeriaceae
Gene: BUB3
Product: mitotic spindle checkpoint protein Bub3
Exons: 2
Coding region: 1-1050 (349 amino acids)
Biological process (GO): mitotic spindle assembly checkpoint signaling
Cellular component (GO): nucleoplasm; kinetochore; bub1-bub3 complex
Molecular function (GO): ubiquitin binding
Source: RefSeq, a predicted model, not a curated record
AUGUCAGCUCAAUGGGACAUUGCUGAGCCUCCUAGCGACGCGAUCUCAGCCCUGCGCUUCUCGUCAGACAGUGCUUCCCGCAGAUUCGCUGUUGCAUCCUGGGACAAGUAUGUCUACAUCUACGAGGUCAGCGACGACAAACAAUGCCUACUGCUCAAUAAGAUCGAACACCGAGCCCCAGUCCUAGAUGUAUGCUUCGGUAAAGACAACGACGAAAUCUAUACAGCAUGUUUGGAUUGGGACGUAAGAAGAAUUCAAAUCUCAUCGAAUGAGCAGACAGUCUUGAGCACUCACGAUGCAGGGGUACGGAACGUCGUUUACAGCAAAGAACAUGGUCUUGUCAUCUCCGCUGCCUGGGACUCGACUGUUCAUGUGCAUCCAGCUUCACCUGAUGCUGAAUGGUCCACUGCAACUAUCAACCUUCCUAGCAAACCCUUCUCUCUAUCGCUCUCGUCCAGCAAACUUGUCGUGGCCAUGGCCAAUCGCGCACUGAAUAUCUACGAGCUGGCCACAUUAGCUAAGGAGUGCAAGAAUUCAGCGAAUGCUUUACAAAACAGACUGGAUAUAGAGCCAUGGCAGAGGAGAGAAAGCAGCUUGAAGUUCAUGACCAGAGCUGUCGAUUGCAUGCCUGGUGACGAAGGUUACGCAACCUCAAGCAUCGAAGGACGAGUCGCUGUUGAAUGGUUUGAUCCCAGCAAUGAGAGCCAAGCCAGGAAAUACGCCUUCAAAUGCCAUCGCCAGCCAGUUGACGAUGUGGAUGUUGUCUAUCCGGUGAACUCUAUCGCCUUCCAUCCUGUCCACGGCACUUUCGCGACUGGUGGUGGUGAUGGUGUUGUCGCUAUUUGGGACGCCAUCGCCAAGCGCAGAAUCAGAAUCUACCCGAAGCUGGCCUCCAGCAUCGCCGCCAUGUCGUUCAGUGCCGAUGGCCGAAUUCUAGCCACUGCCAUCAGUCCUGGGUUUGAAGAUGGCAAAGAGGAGCUUGCCGAAGGCUCUAUUGCCAUCUACAUUCGCGAACUGGGAGAAAAUGAGGUCAAGAAGAAAGCCAAAUAA